GGAACGAGCGCGCCGCUCGCUCCCCUCCAGCCACGUGAUCAGAAGAGUUAUUUAAAGAGGCAGCAUGUGCGUAGAUCAGAGCCCAGGCUCGCCUGCCCUCCGCGCUGUGCCGCAGCUUGCACGGCCCCCGGCUCAUCAUGGCUGAAGCUUUCGCGGGCACCUGGAAGCUGGUGGACAGCAGCAAUUUUGAUAAAUACAUGAAAGCGAUUGGUGUGGGCUAUGCCAUGAGGCAGAUGGCAAACCUGACCAAGCCCAUCACCAUCAUCGAGCUGGAAGGGGACAAGGUCACCUUGAAGACCCAGAGCACCUUCAAGAGCACAGAGAUCAGCUUUAAACUGGGGGAGGAGUUCGAUGAGACAACUGCAGAUGACAGACAUGUCAAGUCUCUUGUGACACUAGAUGGAGGAAAACUUAUCCAUGUGCAGAAAUGGAAUGGAAUGGAGACUACGUUAGUCCGAGAACUAGAGGAUGGGAAGUUAAUUCUGACUCUCACCCUGGGCACUAUUAUCUGCACUCGCAUGUACGAAAAGGCAACAUAGAUGCCAGCUCUCUGCUGAUCACCCGGUGCUGAACUCACUGAAUUGCCUAUUCCCCCCCCCCCCCCACACACACACACACUUUGUAUUCAACUGAAUAUUUGAGCAUGGAGCCAGUGCAGGUGAGCCCUCCCUUUCUGCCCAUGACUCUGCUUUCUGUGGUACAGUGUUUCUGGUUUUUUUUAAUCUUGUAAGACCCCAUGCGGAAAAAAAUAAAUCAAAAGUUGUUACA
Messenger RNA from Dermochelys coriacea (leatherback sea turtle), 768 nucleotides. It is a transcript of the gene FABP3, whose product is annotated as fatty acid binding protein 3. NCBI's taxonomy places the organism in Eukaryota, Metazoa, Chordata, Testudines, Dermochelyidae. Gene Ontology annotation, molecular function: fatty acid binding. The transcript is spliced from 4 exons. Bases 138 to 539 code for a protein of 133 amino acids. Gene Ontology annotation, cellular component: cytosol; nucleus. The record is from RefSeq and is a predicted model, not a curated record. Gene Ontology annotation, biological process: fatty acid transport.